Molecule: messenger RNA, 1276 nt
Organism: Trichomycterus rosablanca
Lineage: Eukaryota; Metazoa; Chordata; Actinopteri; Siluriformes; Trichomycteridae
Gene: gjd2b
Product: gap junction protein delta 2b
Exons: 2
Coding region: 1-912 (303 amino acids)
Biological process (GO): cell-cell signaling
Cellular component (GO): connexin complex
Molecular function (GO): gap junction channel activity
Source: RefSeq, a predicted model, not a curated record
AUGGGGGAAUGGACCAUACUCGAGAGGCUCUUGGAGGCUGCUGUUCAGCAGCACUCUACUAUGAUAGGAAGGAUCUUACUAACAGUGGUGGUGAUUUUCCGGAUUCUAAUCGUAGCCAUAGUGGGAGAGACAGUUUACGACGACGAGCAGACUAUGUUCGUAUGUAACGCUUUACAGCCCGGUUGUAACCAAGCAUGUUACGACAAGGCCUUCCCGAUCUCGCACAUUCGAUACUGGGUGUUUCAGAUUAUUAUGGUGUGCACCCCGAGUCUCUGCUUCAUCACCUACUCGGUGCACCAGUCUGCCAAACAGAAGGACCGCCGCUUCUCCACGGUGUACCUUACUGUGGAAAAAGAGGAUCCACUAAAGAGGGACGACAGUAAGAAGAUCAAGAACACGAUGGGAAACGGGGUCUUGCAGAACGCCGAGAACUCCACCAAAGAAGGCGAGCCCGACUGUCUGGAGGUCAAAGAGAUGCCAAACGCCAGCCUACGGACUGCAAAGUCCAAAAUGAGGCGCCAGGAGGGCAUCUCCAGGUUUUACAUAAUCCAGGUGGUUUUCAGAAACGCGCUGGAAAUCGGCUUUUUAGUGGGUCAGUACUUUCUGUAUGGAUUCAACGUGCCUGCCGUGUACGAAUGUGACCGCUACCCGUGCAUCAAGGAGGUCGAGUGCUACGUAUCCCGGCCCACAGAGAAGACCGUCUUCCUUGUAUUCAUGUUCGCCGUCAGCGGCUUCUGUGUGGUCCUCAAUCUGGCAGAGCUCAAUCAUUUGGGCUGGAGGAAAAUCACAAAGGCCGUGAGAGGAGUGCAGGCCCGAAGAAAGUCCAUCUACGAAAUCAGAAACAAGGACUUGCCCCGACUUAGCGUGCCUAACUUCGGGCGCACCCAGUCCAGUGACUCUGCCUACGUCUAACAAUUUCUAUAGGCUAUAUCGUAAUAUUUAACAGCAUCAUGGACGGCUCUGCUCGCCGCUAUAACGUGGCAUCAUUAAACAAGUGGGUACAUUUUAUUUAAUUUUUUCGGUGUGAAGGAUGCUGACAUGAUUGCGAUGAUGCGACUUUAGAGCGCAGUUUGGAGCGCACACGGUGAACAGCGCGCAUUUACUCACAGGCCGCUCACUUCUACUUGAACUGAGUAAAUGCGUUUUGCACUAAAUACAGUAAACACCCAGGGCAUUGUGCACCCGUGCCGUGCUCCUAACGGUGUUUUAAUCUAUUUCCACCGGCUUUUUCCACAUCAUCAUCAUAUAGCACAGAUGAUUACUGAAGGAGUCUUUA